CUUCCUGCUUAUUCUAUCAGUAAUUUCUGCUCCUAAAACAUCGUCGAUUUCGUCGUGUCAAGAUCUCGCCGGCCGGCGACGUAGGUAGUUUACCCUGUGGCGACGAACAGCGCUCCGACGGGAUCAUCUUGGGACCGGGAAGAAAUUUAGGUCCGUGUUCAUCGCUUAUUUUUUGGGGCCCGAUAUGUCGAUCCGAUGCUGGAAGCUUAGAUCGAUAUCCGUAUGUAGGCUCGGUGAAGAAUUUCGUUUGUUGGCCUUUGUAUUUGUUUUCUAAGGGUUUUUAUAGAUCUCUGUCCUUUGUCUCGGAUUUGCGAGUACGUUACGGAUUCGGAGAUGCAGUACAGAUCCGGGCAAUCGUCCUACCGGGAUCGCACGCAGGAGUUUCUCAUCACAGCGGACAGGUUGAAAAAGUCGCUGUCUUCUGGGCCAAAUGCGCAGAGCAGCAAUGCUGCGUCUAAGUUUGAGGGGCCGAAGACGGCGGUCUCAAUUCAGUCGGAAUUUAACAAGAGGGCUUCAAGAAUUGGGCUUGGGAUUCACCAGACUUCUCAAAAGCUUGCGAAACUUGCAAAAUUGGCAAAGAGAACAUCAGUUUUUGAUGACCCGACUGUCGAAAUACAAGAACUAACGUCAAUCAUUAAGGAGGAUAUCACCGCUCUAAACUCCUCAGUGGUGGACCUGCAACUUUUAUGUAAUUCACAAAAUGAAUCUGGAAAUAUUUCCAGUGAUACAACUACCCAUUCUACCACUGUUGUUGACAACUUGAAGAACCGCUUGAUGAGCACCACAAAGGAGUUUAAGGAAGUUCUAACUAUGCGGACAGAGAACUUGAAGAUUCAUGAAAAUAGGCGACAAAUAUUCUCUUCUUCUACUUCGAAGGAUUCUACAAAUCCUUUUGUUCGGCAAAGACCACUGAUUUCGAGGACCACAUCAGACUCAGCCGCACCACCGGCACCAUGGGCAAAGGACUCGGCUUCUUCUUCCCAGUUGUUUCCCGGAAAGAUGGUAAAUGGUGAUCCAUCAUCAUCAACUCAGCCUUUGCUGCAUCAACAGCAGCUGCAUAUGGUUCCUGUACAGGACAGCUACAUGACCAGCAGAGCCGAAGCCCUCCAAAACGUUGAAUCUACCAUUCAUGAGCUAAGCAACAUCUUCACUCAGUUGGCCACCAUGGUUUCUCAGCAAGGAGAGCUUGCUAUCAGGAUUGAUGAGAAUAUGGACGACACAUUAGCGAACGUUGAAGGCGCGCAGGGCCAACUGCUCAAGUACCUCAACAGCAUUUCCUCUAACAGGUGGCUAAUGAUGAAGAUAUUCUUUGUACUCAUAGUUUUUCUCAUGAUCUUCGUAUUCUUUGUGGCAUGAUUCCGUGCUUAGGUUCCUUAUUCUGGCCCUUCAUUUGCUAUUUGCAGAUUAUAUGUAAUUUUAUCUUCCUUGGAAUUGUUGGUAUGUUCCUUCUUCAAUGUUGUUUAUGUUGCUUUUUCAUACAUAGGUUUUGUAUAUAGUUUCAUGAG
This is a messenger RNA of Phalaenopsis equestris, 1505 nucleotides long. RefSeq names its product syntaxin-32-like. Gene Ontology annotation, biological process: intracellular protein transport; vesicle fusion; endoplasmic reticulum to Golgi vesicle-mediated transport. The transcript has 5 exons. NCBI's taxonomy places the organism in Eukaryota, Viridiplantae, Streptophyta, Magnoliopsida, Asparagales, Orchidaceae. The record is from RefSeq and is a predicted model, not a curated record. Gene Ontology annotation, molecular function: SNAP receptor activity; SNARE binding. Gene Ontology annotation, cellular component: Golgi membrane; endomembrane system; SNARE complex. The coding region runs from base 334 to 1356 and encodes 340 amino acids.